Chrysochloris asiatica (Cape golden mole) is the source of this 2517-nucleotide messenger RNA. RefSeq names its product protein FAM35A-like. The coding region runs from base 1 to 2517 and encodes 838 amino acids. NCBI's taxonomy places the organism in Eukaryota, Metazoa, Chordata, Mammalia, Afrosoricida, Chrysochloridae. Gene Ontology annotation, biological process: regulation of double-strand break repair via homologous recombination. Gene Ontology annotation, cellular component: site of double-strand break; nucleus. The record is from RefSeq and is a predicted model, not a curated record. The transcript has 7 exons.
AUGAUUGGAGGAUCUCAAGUCCACAUUUUUUGGGGUGCUCCAGUUCUUCCACUGAAAAUGACGGUAUCACAGGAACCAGCUUCUUUAGUACCUACUGCUGACUGCUGGAAAACAGUUCAGCUUUUGCACAAUAAACAUUCUUUACAUCUGAAGGAUGAAAAAUGCAAACACCAAAACCUUGGAGAUUAUCAAAUCCUAGACAGUAUUGUCCCCCCAGGUCUUAAUAGUCAUUGUUUUGUGAACACCAGAGAAAGAUCUGUUCAUUUGGAAAAUGACUUUUUAUGUUGUGUUUCUGAAACACAGAAUAUAGUAUCCCAGAAGAGCCCUCCCUCUAGGAUGAAUGAUGUACUGGACUCUAGUGUUCAAGUAGAUGGAUUUAAGAGCAGAGUUCAACAUUUAACUGAGGAAGAAAAAUAUCAAAAGCUUGCCAGUGAAAAUAAGAAAAUUACAGUUGAACAGCAUAAAGAUCAGUCAAAUACCCAUGCUCCAAACUUCAAAGAAGCAACCUUACAGUUAGAUCAAAAGUCUGACGCUAUAUUAGAUUUGGUCUGUAUUACCAAAGAGAUUAACAUAGGGCCAGAAGCUGCAGAGCCACCAUGUGUGCUAAGAACAUAUCAUGAAGUGCAAAACCAAUGUCUGCAAUUCUCUCCCUCUAAGACAGUAGAUAAGCCAAGAUCUAAAGGAGCAGUUACAAAUGUCUCCAACUGCAAAAUAUCUACUGAUACUGAAUUUCUCAGCAUAAUGACCUCCAGUCAGGUUGCUCUUUUAGCUCAGAGGAAGUAUAAAGGGCAAAAUUCGCUAAGUAAAGGAGCCGGAAACAUGACGAUUGGACCAAAUUUAAGUCAUGAGAAAAUAGGAGUAACCAAAGAUAAUUUGAUUCAGCCUCUUGAUGAUUUUGCAGAAGAUUGUAUAAGUGGACAAAGCCAAGCAUAUUCGCCUGAACUUUUUAGUCCUGUUUGUCCUAAAACAAAAAGUAGCCAUGUAUUCAUAAAUUCUGAUGCAGAUCUUAAAGACAAAAUAGGAUCUCAAGAACUUUUCAGUACUGAAGAAAACCAGCUGCCAAAUGAAAUCUGCAUUGAGUCAUACAGCUCAGGAAUACUGUAUUCCCAACACAGUACUUUACAUAAAAGUUCUAUAAAAAGAAGUUGGACAUCUGAAGAUAAAGCAGGUCAUUCUAAAGUUCUACCUAAAGUCCUCCAAGUAUCUAAGAAAAUGAAGUUGCUUUCUAAUGCAAGAGAUCUUGCAGUAACACUGGACCAGAGGAACAUGUCUGAAUUUAAGUAUGUUAAAAAAACAUCAUUAAUAAAAAAUUGUGGUUCUAAAAGUCAGAAGUAUAAUUGCUUAGUCAUGGUGUUAUCACCAUGUCAUGUGAAAGAAGUCAGCAUAAAAUCAGGACCAAACGCUGGCUCUAAAGUACCCUUAGCAGCAAUCACAGUUACUGACCAAUCAGAAAUGAAGAAGAAGGUUCUUAUGUGGCGGACUACAGCAUUUUGGGCACUUACUGUGCUUCCUGGAGAUAUAAUUCUACUCACAGAUGUUAUGAUUCAUGAGGAUCAAUGGGUUGGAGAGACAGUACUACAAUCAACAUUUACCACUCAGUUAUUAAAUCUUGGAACUUACUCAUGUGUCCAGCCUGAAGAAUAUUCCAGUAUAGUUAGUGCUGCUGUACUCAAAGAGUUAUUGGCCUUUGUGUCUUCACACCAUUCCUGUUUCGGAGAUCUUCCUCAGAGGCAUCCUCGGGAACUGAACAUCAUAAAGUUUGUAGAACUGGAGCAUCUUCAGCCAGAAAUGUUAGUCCACGCAUUAUUUAAAGUUGUUGAUAUCACUAUUCUGACAGAAGCAUUAUAUAAUUAUAGAGGACAGAAGCAAAGGAAAGUUAUGGUAACAGUGGAACAGACCCAAGGUCAACAUCAUGUGCUUGUUUUAUGGGGUCCUGGAGCAGCCUGGUACCCUCAACUUCAAAAGAAAAAAGGAAUGGUUCUAAUCAAAGCCCAGAUUUUAGAGCUGGUGUUUCCUGUUAGAGCAGCCCAGAAGAGGCAGAUAACACUAAAUGCUCAGAGUACUUUGAAGAAUAUUUUUGAUUCUCUUCCCAACAUUAUAUAUUCCGGCUGUGCAAAAUGUGGAUUGGAGCUGGAAAUUGAUGAGAACAAGAUCUACAAACAGUGUUUCAGCUGUUUGCCAUUUGCAAUGAAGAAAAUAUACUAUAGGCCAGCUUUAAUGACUGUAGUUGAUGGACCACAUAAUAUUUUCAUCCAAGUGCAAUCAGAGGUGAUAGAGAAGAUUCUUCUCAACAUUUCUCCUGACUGGCUCGACAAAGUUAUAGUACCCUCCUCAGGCAUCACCUACAGGAUGGUGGCAGCGGACUUGCUCCAUGCCUUGUUGGCACCCAGUGGGACACCUUGCCUUCUGAAAAUUCAGAGCCUUUUUGUGUUAGAUGAAAACAGUUAUCCUCUGCAACAAGAUUUCUACCUCCUGGAUUUUUAUCCUGAUGGCAUAAAGCACCAUCCUACACCCUGA